AUGACAACGAUGAUUAAGCAAGAGGCACCUGGGAGUGUCGGAACUACACGGAGCAGAUAUCUCUGUCUCACCAUCUGCGGCUAUCGAAAGCCGGGCAUGAGCGAGGAAGAUUACCGCAAGCAUAUGGUGGAUGUGUCAGCGCCUUUGACAAAGGACCUCAUGGUCAAGUAUGGCAUCAAGAGAUGGACGCAAAUCCAUAAUCAGAGUUCGACCCGCGCUUUGAUGUCCGAAUUGUUCGACACGCAGAUGGCAAACAUUGCAGAUUUCGACUGCUUCAGCCAGGUCGUGUUCAAGGACAUUGAAGACUACAAGCGCAUGAAACAAGAUCCGUGGUAUAAAGAGCAUCUUGUCGGUGACCAUGAGAGAUUUGCUGAUACCAAACGAAGCAUGUAA
This is a messenger RNA of Diaporthe amygdali, 393 nucleotides long. RefSeq lists its product as uncharacterized. The transcript has 2 exons. Lineage: Eukaryota; Fungi; Ascomycota; Sordariomycetes; Diaporthales; Diaporthaceae. The record is from RefSeq and is a predicted model, not a curated record. Bases 1 to 393 code for a protein of 130 amino acids. Gene Ontology annotation, molecular function: oxidoreductase activity.